GUAUCAACCAGAAAGCUUCCUAAUCCACACCGCUUGUUAAGUCGGAGAUCGACAGUGAAACUAAACCAGAAUUUAAACUGCGUUAAACAUGGCGGUCCAAGUUCCGAGGAGACAGUUAUUCGUCGAUGGCCAGUGGAGAGAGCCUGUUCUCAAGAAGCGUAUCCCGAUCAUCAACCCCGCCACUGAACAGAUCAUCGGUGAUAUUCCGGCAGCUACAUCUGAAGACGUGGAGAUCGCGGUUGCCUCUGCUCGGAGAGCCCUUUCUAGAAACAAAGGCAAGGAUUGGGCUUCAGCUUCUGGCGCUGUCCGUGCCAAGUAUUUACGCGCCAUCGCUGCUAAGAUUACAGAGAGAAAAACUGAAUUUGCUAAGCUCGAAGCAAUUGAUUGUGGGAAACCACUUGAUGAAGCAGUUUGGGACAUGGAGGAUGUUGCUGGAUGUUUUGAGUACUAUGCAGACCUUGCUGAAGGGUUAGAUUUAAAGCAAAAGGCUCCCGUCUCUCUUCCUUUGGAGACAUUUAAGAGUCAUGUGCUUAAGGAACCAAUUGGGGUUGUUGGAUUGAUUACUCCUUGGAAUUACCCACUAUUGAUGGCUGUAUGGAAAGUAGCUCCUGCCUUGGCUGCAGGUUGUGCUGCAAUACUGAAGCCUUCAGAGUUGGCAUCUGUCACCUGUUUGGAGCUGGCUGAAGUGUGUAUGGAGAUUGGUCUUCCUCCCGGUAUCCUGAACAUUCUGACUGGACUGGGCCAUGAAGCUGGCGCUCCUUUGGCAUCUCAUCCCAACGUUGACAAGAUUGCCUUCACUGGAAGCAAUGCAACAGGGAGCAAGAUAAUGACCGCAGCUGCUCAAAUAGUGAAGCCUGUUUCUUUAGAGCUUGGUGGGAAAAGCCCAAUCAUUGUGUUUGAGGAUGUUGACCUCGACAAAGCUGCUGAAUGGACUGCAUUUGGUUGCUUCUGGACAAAUGGACAGAUCUGCAGUGCAACAUCCCGUCUUAUUUUACAUGAAAACAUUGCAAAAGAGUUUCUGGACAGGCUUGUGAAAUGGGUUAAAAACAUUAAGAUUUCUGAUCCCUUCGAAGAAGGAUGCAGGCUUGGCCCCGUUGUUAGUGCAGGACAGUAUGAGAAAAUAUUGAAAUUCAUCUCGAUCGCUAAGAGUGAAGGUGCUACCAUCUUGAGUGGUGGAGUCCGUCCCAAGCAUUUAAAGAAGGGAUUUUUUCUUGAACCAACUAUAAUAACUGACGUGACAACUUCCAUGCAAAUCUGGAGAGAAGAAGUUUUUGGACCUGUUCUUUGUGUCAAGACAUUUAGUACCGAAGAGGAAGCCCUUGAACUGGCAAAUGACACCCCUUAUGGUUUGGCUUCUGCCGUGAUAUCAAAUGACCUGGAAAGAUGUGAUCGUAUAAGCAAGAAUAUCCAAGCUGGCAUUGUGUGGAUAAAUUGCUCACAGCCAUGCUUCUGUCAAGCCCCAUGGGGAGGCAACAAACGCAGUGGCUUCGGGCGUGACCUCGGUGAAUGGGGCCUUGACAAUUUCUUGCGUGUGAAGCAAGUUACACAGUAUGUCUCCAACGAACCAUGGGGAUGGUAUAGGCCUCCAUCGAAGCUGUGAGAAUUUCGUUGGUCGGUUUGAAUUUACGACAUGAGAAUCCGGCACCAAAUGGAUUAUGAGAAUUCAUUUUACAUAUUAAAUGUUUUAAACGGUAUAUAGAACUGGUAUCUAAUGUUAUGUAUACUAAAACUGAGGUAUGCGUUUGCACGGCACAUAUAGUUGACAUGGACGUUGGUUCGGAUGA
Hibiscus syriacus is the source of this 1784-nucleotide messenger RNA. Its product is annotated as betaine aldehyde dehydrogenase 1, chloroplastic-like. The transcript is spliced from 15 exons. The record is from RefSeq and is a predicted model, not a curated record. NCBI's taxonomy places the organism in Eukaryota, Viridiplantae, Streptophyta, Magnoliopsida, Malvales, Malvaceae. Gene Ontology annotation, molecular function: oxidoreductase activity, acting on the aldehyde or oxo group of donors, NAD or NADP as acceptor. Bases 89 to 1600 code for a protein of 503 amino acids.